This is a messenger RNA of Naumovozyma dairenensis CBS 421, 1227 nucleotides long. RefSeq names its product coiled-coil-helix-coiled-coil-helix domain-containing protein. Gene Ontology annotation, cellular component: mitochondrial intermembrane space. Lineage: Eukaryota; Fungi; Ascomycota; Saccharomycetes; Saccharomycetales; Saccharomycetaceae. The record is from RefSeq and is a predicted model, not a curated record. Gene Ontology annotation, molecular function: protein-disulfide reductase activity. The transcript has a single exon. Gene Ontology annotation, biological process: protein import into mitochondrial intermembrane space. Bases 1 to 1227 code for a protein of 408 amino acids.
AUGUAUCGUUCAAUUAUUAGCAAGAGAGCGACAGCAGCAGUAGGGGCUUCAUCCUUCUUCUCAUCCUCAUCAACGAUCACAACAAGUAGAGUACUACCACAGGCAUACCACUUAUCCGCUACUUCUUUAUCUCCUGUAUCACAUACUACAAAACUAUCGUACUCUACAAAGAAAACCUCUACUACAUCCCCUCCUCCUCCUCCUCCAAAGGUUAAAGGAUCCGCAACAAAUCCAAUCGUCCCUCCACCUAAGAUCCCAACUCAUUCUUCAACAUCUGGUUCUUCUUCCUCUUCCUCUUCUUCCUCGUCAUCAUACACAGGCGACGCUUCAAAAGAUAAUAAGAUAGGUUUAGGUCUAGGGAUCCUAGCAGCAGCAACAGCUAUCUAUUUCGUAACAAAUCCUUCCAAGAAAAAGAAGAAGAAGAAGGAAGUUAAACAACAAGAAGCAGUGGAUGCUCCGAAGAAUGAGACUGUUCAAGAACGUCAACAGAAGGAUUUAGAUUCUUCUUCAGAUGAUUCUAGUGCUGAAGUGCAAGGACAAGAACAAGAUACUGCUUCGUUUAUGGAAGAUAGCGCUGAUUCUACUAAUGACAGUCCUACCAACGAUACCGAAGAGAAGGAAAAAGAAGAUGAUGACGAACAAAAAGAACAAGCAAGGGAAGAUGUGACUAAAAAAGAAGAAGUAGCACAAGGCAACGAUGACGACCACAAUGGCAUUCUAAGUACAAUGGAUGAAAGCAAGGGUUUGAGUACCAAAGGUGAGAAGAUCCAAAAGAUGGAAAAUGAUGAAAUGUCCAAAAAGGAGGAAGAAAUGAAAAAGGAAAGUGCAUAUGAUCCAGAAACUGGUGAAAUUAAUUGGGAUUGUCCUUGUUUAGGUGGUAUGGCUCAUGGUCCAUGUGGUGAAGAAUUUAAAGCUGCCUUCUCUUGUUUCAUAUAUUCAAAUGCAGAACCUAAGGGAAUUGAUUGUGUAGAUAAAUUCCAGCAUAUGCAAGAUUGUUUCAGAAAAUAUCCUGAACAUUAUGCCGAACAAAUUAAAGAGGAAGAUGAAGCAUCUGCUGCUAUCGAUAAAGAAUCAGGUUCAGGAGAAACUACAAUCGAGGAAGAGAAAGAUAUGGCUUCUUUGGCUUCAAACACUGAUAAAUCUAAAAAUGAAUCAUCAGAUUCAACAGAAUCAUUCGAAAUAAUUGACAAUAAGAAAGAUGAAUCGGAAGAGAACGCGACUAAGUAA